Messenger RNA from Argiope bruennichi, 4647 nucleotides. RefSeq lists its product as uncharacterized. Gene Ontology annotation, biological process: DNA integration. The record is from RefSeq and is a predicted model, not a curated record. Gene Ontology annotation, molecular function: nucleic acid binding. The transcript is spliced from 4 exons. NCBI's taxonomy places the organism in Eukaryota, Metazoa, Arthropoda, Arachnida, Araneae, Araneidae. The coding region runs from base 1 to 4647 and encodes 1548 amino acids.
AUGGAGAAAGACAUUACUUCGUUAAAUAGGACUCGUGGUGGAAUCAAGGCGCAAAUAACUAGACUAUUAACGUCAAUAAAGGAUCAGCAGUUUGAGGAUGUUGAAAUAGAAGAAAUUGAAGUCAAGUUGGAUAAAGUGCGUAAAUUAAAUCAACAGUUUGAACUUUUAAGACAAGACUACUACAAAGUUGUGAAAAGAGAUGAAGAUUUAGUGGAAAUUGAAAAUAGCUUCGAGGAUAUCGACUCGGAUCUCCUAAAAUUGGAGGCUUUGGAAGAUAGAUUUGAUAAUAAAAGACUUAUUGUUAAUACUCACAUUAAUGAAAUAUUUUCGAUUGAAAAGUUGCACAAUGAAAGUGCCAAAGAUUUAAGAUCAUUAGUUGAUCAACUACAUAAACAUUUAAGAGCUCUAAAAUUAUUGGAUUUAGAUUUGGAUAACCUAAGUGAAGCUAUGUUGAUUAAUAUUGUUAUGCAGAAAUUGGAUAAAGAAUCGCAAAAUUUGCAAAGUAAUAUCGUUCAGUCACCAAAAUCGAAAUUUAUUUCCCAAAGUUCUAAACCACGUACUUUAGUAACAAAGGUAAAUGACACUUCAUCAAAGUGUCCUGUUUGUCGUCUACCAGCAAAUCAUCCUAUCUAUAAAUGCAAAAGUUUUCUUGAUUUAAAUGCUGUGGAACGUUUUAAUAUGGUUAAAAAACUCUCCCUCUGUGUGUUGUGCUUAAAACCAGGGCACAAAUUAGCCUUUUGUCGCCAAUCUAAGUACUUGUGUAACAUCUGCAAUGGUAAUCAUAAUUAUCUCUUGCACAGACAUAACAAACCUUCGAUCGGAGGAGAAAAUGUUACUCAUUCCGAAGCAAUUCCUUCGGAGCCGAGGGCUGAUUUAUCCCCCACAGAUGUGACCUUGGCCGAUUCACAGCAUACUUCCUCUGCCUGCUUACUCAUAAAAAAUAAAAGCGUUCUACUUCCAACUGCAAUAGUACUUAUUCAGAAUAUUUAUGGCCACUUCUCGAGGGCUAGAGUAAUACUAGAUAGUGCUUCACAGGCAAAUUUUGUAACAAAGCAGUUUGCUGACAGCGCGAAUUUGCGGAAACAAAAAAUAAAUACAUCGGUUUCUGGAUUGGGAGGAAUUUCUACUUCGAUUGAAUAUGAGGCUGUUGCAAAUAUAGCCAAUUGUAAUGGAUCUUUCUUUUUAUCACAAACCUUUUUUGUAAUAGAUAAAAUUACGGAUAUGGUUCCGGCAACAAAUGUUAAUUUAGAGAAUUUAGAAAUUCCACAGGUUAUGCUUGGUGAUCUAGAAUUUACACGGAGUUCCAAAAUUGAUGCUCUUUUGGGUGCUGAAGCCUUCUUUGAAAUUAUCAAGGGUGAACAAAUACGUUCAUCUCUAAAUUCAUUAAUAUUUCAAAAUACUGUAUUUGGUUAUGUCGCUGGUGGCUAUGUAAAUACAAAUAAUCAGGAGCCAUGUACUAAUUUAUGUACUUUAGUUUCUCGAAAUGAAAAUAUUGAAAAAGUAAUCGAAAAAUUCUGGUUAGUGGAAAAUAUUAGUGAAGAAAAUACUAUUCUUAGUAGUGAAGAAGAGUUUUGCGAGGCUCAUUUUAAAGAAACCCACACCAGAAAUAAGGAUGGUCGAUUCGUAGUUAAAUUGCCGAUGAAAGAAGGUUUGUUGGGUGAUUCUAAAGCCUUAGCCAACGUUAGACUUAACCAAACAGUUAAGCGAUUGCAUAAGAAUCCCAUGAUGAAAAAUUUAUAUAAGGAAUUUAUUGCAGAAUACGAAAGUUUGGGUCAUAUGGAAAAGGUGAAUAAUGACCUUUGUGAAGGAUCUUAUUAUUUGCCGCAUCAUGGAGUUUAUAAACCUGAAAACUCAACCACAAAAUUAAGGGUUGUAUUUAAUGCCAGUGCCCCUAGUACAUCGGGACAAAGUUUAAACGAUUUGCUUCUUGCCGGUGCAGUGAAAGAAAAUAUUUUUGAGAUAAUGACUAGAUUUAGGACUUAUAAAUACGCAUUUACGGCAGAUAUUAAAAAGAUGUACCGUCAAAUAUUAAUUGAUGAAUCGCAAAGAAACCUCCUAAAAAUAUUAUGGAAGGAUAAUAUGAAUGAGUCUCCAACUACUUAUCGCCUUAACACUGUCACUUACGGCACAAAAUCGGCUCCAUUUUUGGCCAUUCGUUGUUUGAAGCAACUCGCUUUCGAUGAAGCGAAAAAAUUUCCGUUAGCUUCGCAAGUUACACUAACAGACGUGUAUAUGGACGAUUUCGUCUCGGGUGCUGCUACUUUAGAAGCAGCCCAGGAAUUACAAAGGCAGUUGAUACAAAUGCUGCAAACUUGUGGCAUGGAGCUUCAUAAAUGGACUUCAAAUUCCUCUGAACUCAUAAAUAAUAGCUCUGAGGAAACUAACCAACAAUAUUUUCUCGUUGAUCGACAUUCUUCAGUAAAAGCUUUGGGUCUGAAUUGGCAACCAAAAGAAGAUUAUUUUCUCUUUAAGGUAGACUUAAAGAUCAAGCCUUUCUACACUAAAAGAGACGUAUUAUCUGUUAUCGCUCGUUUAUAUGAUCCAUUAGGUCUCGUUGGUCCUGUUAUCACAAAGGCCAAAAUUUUUAUGCAAAAAUUAUGGAUCCAGCAAUUGAACUGGGAAGAUACUCUCCCUCAGUCAAUUCAGCCAGAAUGGUCGAAUUUUGUGACAUCUUUGAAAGUCAUCGAAAAUCUCAAAAUUCCUAGACAUAUCUUGACAGAAUCUUAUGAAAGAACUGUUAUAGUAGGUUAUGCUGAUGCUUCUGAAGCUGCUUUCGGAGCGGUAGUUUACAUGAAAUCUAUUAUGGAAGAUGGCACAGCUGUCAAUAAACUUAUUGCCAGUAAAUCAAGAGUCGCUCCCAUUAAAGUAAUUUCGAUCCCUCGUUUGGAGUUGUCAGCGUGUCUCCUUCUCUCGCAGUUGAUAGAAAGAAUUCGUCCUUCUCUUCAGAUGAGAAUCCGUGAAAUAAUCUGUUACACAGAUUCAACAAUUGCACUUGCCUGGAUAAAGACACCUCCAUAUAAACUAAAAACUUUUGUUGCUACUCGGGUAUCAAAGAUACAAACUCUAACAGAAAACUUCCAGUGGAAACAUAUUUCUUCCCAACUGAAUCCUGCUGAUGCAAUAUCUAGAGGUUUGAACCCUCAUGAACUCUUAACCAACGACUUAUGGUGGUGUGGUCCUGACUAUUUACCGGACUCUAAAAAUUAUUCUAGUGUUGAACUUGAUGAGUCUGCAAUUUCAGAUGAACAAUAUCUGACUGAACUUAAAUCACAGUCAAACAUUAGUUUAUCUUCUAAUAAAACAAAAAUUACCGGUCCAAUCACAAAUAGUGAAUUGAAAAGAGCAAAAAGGAAAUUAAUGGAGAUUAUUCAGGUAAGUGAAUUUUAUAAAGAGAUAAAGGCCCUAAGAAACGGAGUAACUUUGAAGAAGGGUCCUGUAAGUCAUUUAAAUGCUUUUUUAGAUGCAGAUAAUUUGUUAAGAGUAGGUGGUAGAUUGGUUCAUGCAGAUGUUAGUUAUAAUCAUAAACAUCAGAUAAUACUGCCUAAAAAGCACAAAAUUACCACUCUAAUUUUCCAGUAUUAUCACUUAAGGAACUUUCACGCAGGACCUCAAUCAUUAUUACAUUUUGUUCGGCAAGAAUUUUGGCCCAUUGGAGGCAAAAAUAUCGCAAGAAAGGUUGUGCGCAACUGUAUAACUAGUUUUAGGUGCAAACCUACUCCUUUAGACCAAUUAAUGGGGAAUUUACCUCCAGAGCGAGUAAAUCCCAACCCUGUAUUUUCUAACACAGGUGUAGACUUUUGCGGUCCAUUUUUCAUAAGGUACAAAAAUCAAAGAAAGGGUAAUCUACAUAAGGUGUAUGUAGCUAUUUUCGUAGCUAUUUUUUAUCUCACAUUUAUUGCUUGCUUGAAAAGAUUCUUCUCACGUCGAGGGAAAUGCUCAACUUUAUUUAGUGAUAAUAGUAAAACCUUUAUAGGAGCCAACAAAGAAUUGAAAAAACUCGCUUCACUUGUUAAUUUUCCUGAUGAAAAUUUAUCAAGGUUUUUGGCAAUGGAAAAUAUCUCCUGGAAAUUUCUUCCCCCUCGGGCCCCUAAUUUCGGAGGACUCUGGGAGUCUGGAGUUAAGUCCUUCAAGCAUCAUCUAAAAAGAACUGUUGCUAAUGCAAAAUUAUUUUAUGAGGAGUUUUUAACUCUUAUUACUCAAAUAGAAGGCAUCCUAAACUCAAGACCUAUCUCACCUUUAUCUUCCGAUGCUUCGGAUUUAGAACCAUUAACUCCAGGCCAUUUUUUAAUAGGCAGGCCCAUAAAUUCUAUCCCAGAGCCUUCAGUAAUAAAUGAACUAGACAGUAAAUUAACCCGUUGGCAAAGACUGACAAAAAUAGUAGAACAAAUCUGGAAACGCUGGUCGAUUGACUAUCUAAAUCAUUUGCAAGACCGAAAAAAAUGGCGAUUUUCAAAAAAUAAUAUUAAGGAAAAUGAUAGGGUUAUACUAAAGGAGGAUAACCUUCCACCUUUUAAAUGGUGUCUUGGAAGAAUAAGCCAAGUUAUUCCCGGACAGAACGGCAAAAUUCGUGUUGUAAUUGUCAAAACUAAAAAUGGUCAUUUUAAAAGACCAAUAUCUAAAAUUUGCCUCCUACCCAUUCAGACUUGA